AACUCUCAUCUGUGUAGAUUUUAGAAAAAGUUUCAGGUCCACAACUCCUAUUUAAUUCCACUAGUUUGUUUAAGAAAAGGCUGCUAAUAACUCUAGCAAACGCCAUAAUGUCAUCACAGAAGCCGGUUGAAGAAAACAUCGUUUCCACUGAACACAAUGGCGAAUCUACAGAGGAAAGCCCUGCUAACGGUGCUGAACUGGAACCACAGAAACUGCCGGAAGAGACUCCGUUAGAGCAGGGGAAAGAAGUUGCUACAGAUGACGCUGAGCCCGAACAGUGUCAGAAGAAUGAUGUUCCACUAGAUAAGAAGGAAGAUGCGGAAGAAGAAGACGAUCAUGAAUCGGUCCCGGAAGAUUUGAACGAUUUUGUUGUGCUGGAUGAAGCGGAAAUUACUGAAUCAGAGGGCGAUGAUCCACCGCAGGAACAUGAUAAUGAUGAUGAGGAGGAUGAAGAAUCGAUGCAAUGGGAUUGCCCAUUGGAGCGUCUGGCAUCGAGAACGUAUACCGAUAAAGAGCUCCAACCAACGGAGCUGGAUCCACGUUGCAAACCGAAUUGGCCGCUAGCCGCGUACUGGCCGGUUUAUGUUGGAAACUUCCGUUUGUUCAAGAAGUUCGAUUCGGAUUACAAUUGUUCUCAUGCGGUUCACAAGUAUUUCGCUUCGAAGGGCUUACCAACUUUUAUGGUCUAUCGUUUGAAGGAUUCGUUUUUCGAGGAAUAUCAGAAACGGGUUGGGUUUUACGAUAUGUUGGUAUAUUUUUGCAGCAAGAAGGAUGCAACCAGAGCCAUCAAAUGGUGUCAUCGUGAUCUGUACUAUGGGCACAGGUUGAACGUGUACUGCGGUCGUACAACGGCUAUGUUUCCGACGUUUCCGAACAAGAAGUUCAAAUCCUAUCGGUUCAAGCACAGGAAAGCAGAAGAUAAGCUCGAGACGGAGAGUAACUUGGAAAAAUAUUUGAGUUGCUAUGGGAAAAUCAUUUGCAUCAGCAAGCAGGAUUUCGAUAACGUCCUGGUGCAAUUCACUCGAACACCGUGGCCUGUGAGAUUCCCAAAGGAUAAUCGUGUGCAACUAUUUACGAUUACCAGACCUGUUCCCAAGCAGCGAUUCGUUGAAGGGAACAUCGAGCAGCAACUUACCAAGGAGAUUGCCGAGAAUCCCAGGUUUAUGCGAACGCGACUGGUAUACAAACUGUUGUUGUCUAUCAAGCAUGGAGUUAUUCCGGAGAUGCUGCGGCCGUGGGAGAAAGCGGAGGUGGAAGAAAUUGUAAUCGAACAACGCCGUCAAGAAAACUGGCGUCAGAGGAGUUCGUACAAUCCUAACGUUAGAGACACCUUCAAACGCAGACACGAUGAUUUCAACUAUGGUUCGCCGUCGAAGAGCAGACGUCAGCUUAUAAGAGAGGCAAAAUCACUGGAGUAUCAGUUGAUGUGUAUCAAGACCAAAAUCAACGAAGGCAAGCCCGCUCCACCUAAAUUGCCACCACAGCCCAAAUUGCCUCCACAGAAGAAUGUCGUCCCCAAGGUGGUGGUGCAGAACAAGGACUUGGAACCGGAACCGAAACCGAAACGGCAGAAAACCGAAACUCAACUUAUUCGCCAGCGGAUCAGAGGCGCCCGACGUACUCGGAACAGAUUCCGCAAGGAUGUGUUCGUGCGUCCGUCGGUUAAUGCGGAGAAGAAUAAACCGGAGGCGGAUAAUUGAAUCAUCAGGAAUUUACAUCAUCUCCAUUGUAUUGAACUCAAUCAGAAUUUUCUUUUGUUGUUGGAUUGCAAUACCUAAAUA
Ochlerotatus camptorhynchus is the source of this 1781-nucleotide messenger RNA. RefSeq lists its product as uncharacterized. The coding region runs from base 108 to 1700 and encodes 530 amino acids. The record is from RefSeq and is a predicted model, not a curated record. Lineage: Eukaryota; Metazoa; Arthropoda; Insecta; Diptera; Culicidae. The transcript has 4 exons.